Molecule: messenger RNA, 1744 nt
Organism: Vigna umbellata (rice bean)
Lineage: Eukaryota; Viridiplantae; Streptophyta; Magnoliopsida; Fabales; Fabaceae
Source: RefSeq, a predicted model, not a curated record
GUGUAACAGAAAGAAUUGGACGAAGUUAUCUAGUGAAGUAAAUACAUUCCUACAUAUCUACCUUCUUUUGUCCCAAUUAUUUCAAAGUAAAAUGUCAAUUCGAACAAACAAAAUGAAAGCCGUAGGUGUGUUGAUGAAGCAAUUGACAACGUCAAUGAGGAAAUUCCAUGAAAAAGGAAGAGAUGAAUCAUUUGAUGGGGAAUUGAAGAAGUUGUGGUUGGUUCUGAACAAAAUAAAGGAUGUGUUUGUGGAAGUGAAGAAGAAUGAAGAAAAACUGCUGGACACAUUAGCAGAGGUGCAUGACCAUCUUCGCAGGUUAGACCGUAGGAAGCUACAUCAAGACAUGCAUAGCAUUUGCAAGAGUAUCAAAGAUUCUGCUCUCGCUUUGCUCCCAAUGCUUGUUUUUGAUGACUCUAAUAAGGAGGAGGAUCACAGGGGUGACAAAAUAUCUCACUCGCAACAUGAGAUCAGUUCGGGAGAUUUUAACUCAAUAAGAGGUUACUUGCGUUCUCUUUUAAUUUUCCCUCCAAAUGUUGUGAUAAGGAAAAGAAAUGCAAUUAAUUUGUGGAUUUGGGAGCGUUUGAUUAAAAAUACAGAGGACAAAACAGCAGAGGAAUCGGGUGAGGAUGUGCUUGCUAAUCUUUUGAAACUUGAGGUGAUUGUUCGCUAUGGUAGUAGAAAGGAUCCCACUGUCAAUAAAUUUAAAAUUCCUCCUCAGGUCCGUAGUCAGUUGAAGAUAUAUUUUGAUAAAGAUUUAGAGCAUACGAACCCAUCGCGAUUACUGCUUGAAUUAAAAAAAGUUACAGUAGAUGGAGUUGAUAAGAGAAAUGUUAAUUUAGUUGAUAUUUUUAAUAUUGGUGCAAGUUAUCUGAAUUUUAGACCGCAAUGGGUCACCGAUCAGUUCAAGAAUUUAGAGGUGCUUCACCUAGGACGGUGGCAAGAUUCACCUUUGCAUCACAUUGAAGUUGGGAGUGAAGAAUUCUUGAGAGAGAUGCGAACUCUGAAGCAGUUAAAAUAUUUGAGUUUGCGUGGGAUAUCAAGAAUAUUCGAGCUUCCAUCCUCCAUUGCUAAACUUGAGAGUCUACUAAUUCUUGAUCUGAAAGCGUGUCAUAAUUUGGAAAGACUGCCUGAUGAUGUUUCAUCAAUGAAAAGUCUAACACAUCUGAUUAUGUCUGAGUGUUGCUUAUUGGAAGGCAUGCCAAAGGGGAUUGAGAAGCUCACUAAUCUCCAAGUACUCAAAGGAUUUUUAAUAAGCACUUCUGAAAACACUCCUUGCAGAAUAUCAGACCUUGGAAAUUUGAAAAAACUAAGACGACUGAGCAUAAAUAUAGGAAGGGAGGCCAUGAUGAGGGAUAACGAGUUUGAAAGUUUGAAAAAUUUUUCAGCACUUAAACAUCUCAAAAUAUCUUGGAGUGCGUCUCACCCAAGGUAUGCUAAAUUUCCUAUCUAUUUGCCAGCAGACUUGAGAAAGUUGCAUCUUGAAUGUUUUCCUGGAAAAAGUUUGCGAGAAUGUUUUCAAAUUUUCAAAAUGAUACCACCUGAGCUACAUAUAACUGGAGGAAAACUAGAAAUUAUACAUGACAUGGGAUUGCUGAAUGUGAAAAUUCUGCGUUUAAAGUACCUUAAACAAUUGAAGGUUAACAUAUACAACUUGGGAGCAUUUUUUGUUGGGCUGAAAUAUGUAGAAAUUAUACAAAUUUCAAACCACUCAUACUUUGAGCACUUCUAUGACUUGAACUUCUAA